GAGCCGGUCGGUCGUGGUUUUUUUUUGUUGGUGCAGCUCCAAAUUUUUCCCCGGGGGUUUGUUGUUUUUCCCUGUGUGGUGAAGUGCUACGCGAAAAGUGUUCUAAAUUUGCAGUAAAAUGGAUUAGGUGUUACACCAAAUUGUGUGCAAAAAGCAAAAAAAAACUACUCAACUUUGGAAUAAUUCAGUGAAAUAAGUGAAACAGCGUCGAUUCCGCUUGCGGGCCUCACUAAUCAUACGGUGGUGUGGCCGCCGCCGCAGCUAGUGGCAUCGAUACCGGUUCGUGGGGUUCUCCGCUCUACACGGGAGAAUAACUGGGAGAUAAAAGAAAACAACAGUUCCAGAGCAGCACGGUGGUGUGCAGUUGGAUAUUGGCCGCGGGUCGCGAUCGCAAUUUCGAACCAACUUUUUUCGUCGAAUUGGAUAGAAAGAUAGCGAUUGCUGGCCAAAACUCGGGAGUCGUUCGGAGCGACGGCCACCACCAGAACGUGGCCGGACUUUGCCAAGGAAAAUUGUAACGUUGUAGGAGUAGCAAGAACAAGCCGCCACCAUGUGGGACUCCCAGCUGGUGUGGGCUCGGGACUCCCAGGCCGGCUACAUCCAGGGCCGGAUCACGGAGAUGGGCGCGCACGAGUACGAGGUGCAGCCGGAGGACAACAAGCACCCGAAGCGGAACUGCAUCCCGGAGGAUAUCUUUCCGUCGUGCGAGGCGGUGUCGGACCACGAUGAUAACUGUGAAUUAAUGUUCCUAAACGAGGCUACCCUGCUAGACAAUAUCAAGAACCGAUAUUACAAAGACAAAAUUUACACGUACGUGGCCAACAUCCUGAUCGCGGUCAACCCGUACAAGGAGAUUCGCGACCUGUACGCCAAGACCACCAUCAAGCGGUACAAUGGCAAGUCGCUGGGUGAGCUGCCGCCGCACGUGUACGCCAUCGCGGACAAGGCGAUCCGGGACAUGCGCGUGCUGAAGCUGUCCCAGUCGAUCAUCGUGUCGGGCGAGUCGGGCGCCGGUAAGACCGAGAGUACCAAGUAUUUGCUGCGGUAUUUGUGCGAUGCGGCUUCGGCGGCUGGGCCGAUCGAGACGAAGAUUCUGGACGCGAAUCCGAUUCUGGAGGCGUUUGGCAAUGCGAAGACGACGCGGAACAAUAACAGCUCGCGGUUUGGAAAGUUUAUCGAGGUGCAUUACGACGGGAAGUGCCAGGUUGUGGGAGGUCACAUUUCGCACUACCUGCUGGAGAAGAGUCGGAUAUGUACGCAGAGUCCGGAGGAGCGGAACUACCACGUGUUCUACCUGCUUUGUGCUGGAGCUCCGCAGCAGUUGAGGGAUAAGCUGUUGAUUGGAAAGCCGGAUGACUACCGGUACCUGUCCGGAUGUACGCAGUACUUCUCUUCAGCGGAGACCGACCGGAAGAUUCCGAACUCGCAAAAGUCCAAGAACCACAUGGCGAAGGGUUCGCUGAAGGAUCCCAUCCUGGACGAUUACAACGACUUCCAAGACCUGGACCAGGCCCUCACCCGGUUGGGCUUGUCCGAGGGACAAAAGUUUGAAAUCUACGGACUCGUAGCCGCCGUCCUCCACCUCGGCAACGUCAGCUUCGAGGACAACCCGGAAGACGCCAAGGGUGGAUGCCGCGUGGCGACCAGCUCCGAACGAGCCAUCACCAUCACGGCCAAGCUAAUUGGACUGGACCCGUCCGAGCUGAGGCAGGCCCUGGUGUCCAGGGUGAUGCAGAGCAAGGGCGGUGGCAUCAAGGGAACCGUUAUCAUGGUCCCACUCAAGGUGUACGAAGCGAACAACGCCCGGGACGCGCUGGCCAAGGCGCUGUACUCGCGACUCUUUGACCACAUCGUGUCGCUCAUCAACGCGAACAUUCCGUUCCAGGCGUCGAGCUACUACAUUGGCGUGCUGGAUAUUGCUGGGUUUGAAUACUUCACCGUGAACUCGUUCGAGCAGUUCUGCAUCAACUACUGCAACGAGAAGCUGCAAAAGUUCUUCAACGACAACAUUUUGGCCGCCGAGCAGGACCUGUACAAGCGGGAAGGGCUGAACGUGCCGGAGAUCAAGUUUACCGACAACCAGGACAUUAUUGAACUAAUUGAGUCCAAAUCCAGCGGCAUCUUCAACCUGCUCGACGAGGAGUCCAAGCUUCCGAAGCCGUCGUACGCCCACUUUACCUCGGAGGUCCACUCGGCCUGGCAGGGUCACUACCGGCUGUCGUUGCCGCGCGCUUCCCGCCUGAAGGCACAUCGCGUCCUGCGCGACGACGAGGGCUUCCUGGUGCGGCACUUUGCCGGUGCCGUUUGCUACAAUACGAACCAAUUCAUCGAGAAGAACAACGACGCGCUGCACGCUUCGCUGGAGGGACUCGUCCAGGAGUCGGAGAACCCGCUGCUGAAGCGACUGUUUGCGAGCGGAAAGGUUGGCGCCACCAAGGGCAAGCUGGCCUUCAUCUCGGUCGGGUCCAAGUUCAAGACGCAGCUGGGCGAGCUGAUGGACAAGCUGGAGAAGAACGGCACAAACUUUAUCCGCUGUAUCAAGCCGAACAGCCGCAUGAUCGAUCACGAGUUCGAGGGAGGACUGGCGCUGGCCCAGCUCAAGUGUUCCGGCACGACGUCGGUGCUCGAGCUGAUGGAGUACGGCUACCCGUCGCGCGUUCCGUUCAACGAGCUGUACAACAUGUACAAGAGCUUCCUGCCGCCGGAGCUGGCCCGGCUCAACCCGCGGACGUUCUGCGAAGCGAUGCUGCACUCGCUCAAGCUCAACAACAAAGAUUUCAAGUUUGGCAUCACCAAAGUCUUCUUCCGGCCGGGCAAGUUUGUCGAGUUUGAUCGCAUCAUGAAGAGCGACCCGGAGAACCUGAAGGCGAUCGUGGCCAACGUCAAGAAGUGGCUGGUGCGCUCGCGCUGGAUCAAGUCGGUGUUUUGUGCAAUUUGCGUGAUCAAGUUGAAAAACCGCAUCAUCUACCGCAACAAGUGCGUCCUACUGGCCCAGAAGACGAUCCGGGGCUACCUGGCCCGGAAGCGCCACCAGCCGCGCAUCAAGGGCAUCGUGAAGAUCAACGCGAUCAAGACGAACCUGGGCAAGAUGCAGGAGGUCGCCACGCAGCUGAAAACCGAACGCGACAGUAUGCUGCGGCAGGUCGCCGACAUCCAGCGCGCCAUCGAGGACGCCGUCGGUAGGAUCAAGGGCAACGCGCGCAUUACCCCGGCCGAGAUUGACGCGCUGUACGCGGGCGUCAUGUCGAAGAUUGACGCCCAGAUGAAGACGAUCCACGUGAAGCUGCAGGAGCAGCGGAACGCUGAGGAGCAGGAGCGGCUGCGGAAGAUUCAGGCCGCGCUCGAGGCGGAACGGCGCAUCAAGGAGGAGGAGGAGCGGCGGUUGCGCGAGGAGGAGGAGAACCGGAGGAAGAAAGCCGAGAUGGAAGCUAGACGCAAAGAGGAGGAGGCACGCCGUCUGAGACAGGAAGAGGAAGACCGGAAGGCGGCUCUUGCUCUGCAGGCCCAGCUGGAAAAGGAAGCCCAAGAGGACAUCAAGUACCGCCAGCAGCUGGAGCAGGAACGGCGCGACCACGAGCUGGCCCUCCGAUUGGCCCAGGAAUCCAACGGCCAGGUCGAGGACAGCCCACCGUUGCUGAGAAACGGUACGCCAGAAGUUACACCUUUGGGUAAUCCAAAUCGAUUGAUCAGAUCUGAAGCGAUCCGCGCCCAGCAGCAGCUGAUCGAGAAGCAAAAGCACGACCUCAGCAAGUGGAAGUACUCGGAGCUGCGCGACGCCAUCAACACCAGCUGCGACAUUGAGCUGCUGGAGGCGUGCCGGCACGAGUUCCACCGCCGCCUCAAGGUGUACCACGCGUGGAAGGCAAAGAACCGCAAGCGCACCACGAUGGACGAGAACGAGCGGGCGCCGCGCAGCGUCAUGGAAGCUGCGGCACGCGCGCCGCCCCGGCUGCCCCAGAAGCAGGACCUGACGAACGGGUCGGUGCACCGGUACUUCCGGAUUCCGUUCGUGCGGCCGAGCAACAAUCCGGAGGACGCGAACAAGCGCGGCUGGUGGUACGCGCACUUUGACGGGCAGUACGUGGCCCGCCAGAUGGAGCUGCACGCGGACAAGCCGCCGAUCCUGCUGGUGGCCGGCGUCGACGACAUGCAGAUGUGCGAGCUGAGCCUGGAGGAGACGGGACUGACGCGGAAGCGCGGCGCGGAGAUUCUCGAGCACGAGUUUAACCGCGAGUGGGAGCGGAACGGCGGAAAGCCGUACAAGAAAGCGGGCAAGUAGUCCCUUUAAGAGUUUUUUCCAAGUAAGUAUUUUUUUCGCGAAGGUGAAGUUGAAGAAGAAGAAGAAGUCCGGAAGAUGAUUUUCGAGUGUCUUGCUUUUUGGUGCCUUUUUUCAAAAAUCUGAAAAUUCAACAAAAUUGACCAAAACUUAUAUUUUUUUAAAAUACAUUCCGGGUGCGUUUGACACAUUCAAAAUAACAAAAAAAUCGGUAAUUCCAGUGUUCGCGAGAAUUCCACUUUAUUUCAUGCAAUAUAUUUUCCGUAUUAUGAAACCGCAGAGUUAAGAAACACUAGCAAAUAGUCAGCUUUUUAUUGUAGUUUGAACACGACUGUUUUAAUUUAUGCUUAAAGACAAUUUGUAUUAGCAGCGCAAGUUCGUGAUUGAGGAUUUAAAUUCUUUUAGUUGUUUGAAAACAAAAAUUAAACAAUAAAAAAACAUUAUUUUACAGCAAGCAUUAAAAAUAAUAAAUGGUGUGUAGUGAAGGAAAGAUUUAGCGCGACGUUUCCGCCCUUUUCCCAAACUAAAUAUAUAUUUAUUAGACAAACAAAAUUUCGUAAAGAUUGCCGUCUAGCAAACAAGAGAAUUUAAAAACAACCUAUAAUCGUUCAAUAUAAUAUCUGUUGGUGUCUGAGACCAUUUAAAGAAAGCAAACAAACAAGUUUAAAAAUGUUUAAAAAGAGACUUUUCUAACAUAUUGUAGCUAAAAUAAUUAAAACAAAUAAAACUAUUUUGGCGAGAAUCAAAACCAAGACUCAACAACUCGAGAGUGCUAACGUUCUAUCCGUAACACUAUAGCAAGGUUCUUUAUUUUUACUUGUGUGCAGAAAAUAAGAAAGAGCUAGUUUCUAAAACUAGGCAGAUUAAUUUAAUAUAAUGCAAAAAAAAAAUACUACACACGAAGGAAGAGAUCAUUUAUGGAAUAAAGUGCUGAUGGUUUUAUGAUGAAAUAAA
Culex quinquefasciatus (southern house mosquito) is the source of this 5230-nucleotide messenger RNA. RefSeq names its product myosin heavy chain 95F (gene jar). The record is from RefSeq and is a predicted model, not a curated record. Gene Ontology annotation, molecular function: ATP binding; microfilament motor activity; actin filament binding. The transcript has 13 exons. Gene Ontology annotation, cellular component: actin cytoskeleton; endocytic vesicle; myosin complex. The coding region runs from base 551 to 4279 and encodes 1242 amino acids. Lineage: Eukaryota; Metazoa; Arthropoda; Insecta; Diptera; Culicidae. Gene Ontology annotation, biological process: endocytosis; vesicle transport along actin filament; actin filament organization.